This is a messenger RNA of Owenia fusiformis, 1158 nucleotides long. The record is from the annotation of a GenBank genome assembly. Lineage: Eukaryota; Metazoa; Annelida; Polychaeta; Sabellida; Oweniidae.
UGACAUAACCUUGAGCUGGAAUAAAUCAUUUAACUGUGACGUUAUAUCCACACGUUAUGACAUCAUGAAGGUUGUCUAUAACGACAUGCUUCCCAGAGCAACAUAACAAAACAAAGAAGUCUAUGCAAUCUAUUUAUGAAGACGUGUUUAUCGCAACUUUGAUAAUAGAAAAGCAAGGAUGUUAUUCGUUGAGAGCUGUUUUGUAAUGCUGGAAGAUAUAAUGUCGUUCAUACAGACUGUCGCAUGGGAUGCAAUUGAUACCAUCGCGAGUUUGAUGAAGAGUCAACUCUAUACGGAUCUUGUCAGUCUGUUUGGUCGUUUGUCAGCUUGUUUGGCGUCGCUUCUGAAACUCAUACUAUGUGUCCAACGAAAUGCUGCAUACUUGAAAGACUAUCUUAACGAAGGAGUUAUUGACUGUUCCCACGCGGCACCAUCAACGCAAGUGCAAACCGAAGAAACUGGCAAAGAUGACCGUGUGAAGGAACCGACUGUCUUUUGCAAUACGAAUGAGGAAUACUCAGAACGAUCGACAGAAGACAUCGUCGGUGCUGCAAUAGUAAGCCCCUCACUAAAAAAGAGUCGCUCUUUUGAAACGGAGGCAAGAAGCGCCUAUAAAUCACCUGAAAUAAAAAUGGGCACUCGUUCUUUGAGACAAUCACCGACAGAUGUUGAUUUCUUUGACAUCGAUUCUAAUAUCUAUAAUACCAUGCGGCGCCAACGUUUGACCUCUACGCCAAAAAUAAAGCACGGAAUCACUGCGUUGAGGUGUGUAGCAUACGAGGCACCCAUAAUCGACAUCCACGAUUCAAACACAUGGUCAGAGUCUACUCCAAGAGAAAUUGUUGACAUUAACAAUACCGCUAGUAUAACAGAAACAACUCCACGGGGGAUAGAGGAGUCAAACCACGAAAUAAAUAGACUAAAUACAGAACAACGAUCGCCAAAGAAGAAGUCACUUGCGAAACGGAUAAGGAAGCUCUUGACGCCUAAAAUGUUGAUUGCAUUUGGAAGAAACUUUAAAAAUCCGUAUAUCACUCUAGGGAAUAGAUACUGUGCAAUAUUUUCUUGACACAUUUUGUUUUCAUUAUUUAAUGUUGUUAUUUUGAUUUGAAUGUAUACGAGUGUUCACUAAACUGUAAUAAACUGUUUGCAUAAGAA